AUGGCCGUGUCGGAGAGCCAGCUGAAGAAGAUGCUUAGCAAGGUAACGGCGAGGCCGGCCGGGGAGCCCCUCCCAGCGGACUUCUGCCGGGGGGAACAGCCUCGGGGCUUCCUUCGCGCUCGCCCACCCGGCGGGUCCUCGAGGCCUCCAGAGUCAUUAUCUCUCCCUUCUUCCUGCUGCCUGGGGGGGGCGGGAUCCACAAAAAUAUCCUAGCCAGACACGAAUAAACGAGGCCGGCUUUCUGGCAGCAGGAAUGGGAAGGGUUUCUAAUUUCGUGGGUCGCGAGAAUGAUCCUCCUGGGAGUCCGCAAAGGGAAAGAGCGGGCCGAAAUAGUCCCUGGUCUGUCCAGUCCAAAAAGGGACCACCCUUAGCGCCCAACGCCUUUUGCUAACUCUUUGAGGCCUCCCUAGUUAUUACAGGAAAAUAAUGGGCGUGUUGCGAUCUCUCCCAAGUUUUCAGUUGGGUGUUUUGUUUUUGUGGGUUUCCGGAAUCAUUUGCUGCCCUAUGUGGCCUAUUUAAAGCUAAAUUCCGUUCUGAAAUGAGGAACAUGGGUACGACUAAGCUUUUAGUAGCUAAAGGAAUCAUGGAAACUAGUAAGCAAGUACUUUAGGAGUUUUUAAAGUCUAAAUAAACACAAAUUUGGUUUUAUUAUUAUUAUUACUACUGUACUACAUUUUUAAAAUAAGUAUGUAACUCAGCAAGUGAGCAGAGAUCAUUCAGGUUGGUGAAGGAGUUGGUUAGUUACCAUCAAAGAAUCUCAGUGAUCAAGGUUGAGUAUAAAGGUACUUUGGGCCCAAAUUGUGAAUUAACACAACUUGACCUAGUGUGGCAUCUGUUAGCAGCAGCUGGAUACAGUUUACUUGGGAGCUUUAAUGACUCUAAGGUAUUUAGAUAGUGUUAAAACAUUUAAUUUUAAAACACUCAAAAGUAAGAAAUUUACUAUAGGGUUAAAUUUACCAGGUUAUAGGAAAACCUGUCUGUCAUUUACAAAGAAAAGGAUGCCACCCAGCAGCUUAGUUCACUAAUUCCUUGUAUAAGCAACAUUUUUGUGCUGGGAAUUUCAUUUGGAGAAGGUUGUUAAUGUUCUUUAUUCUUCUGCUGAAAUCAGUAGAACAUAAAAGCUCUGAACAUUGAUGAAAGGUGACUAGAUUCAUGAUAAAACCUGGAUGAGAAUGCCAAACUGGUAUCAAUAUCAAACCAAAGUUCAGUUGAAUUGCAAAGUUCAGUGUAGGUUUGUUGUUAAAUUGUUAAUAAAUGAAGCUGUUUGUACUGUAUUUUUAUUUGCUGUGCUACAGUGGAAUUAAGUUUAUUGAAAACACAAACUCUUAUUCCUUCUUUAAUAAUUAUUAAUGCAUAGUACUUAAAGAAUAGCCUAACUAGUGAGUGCCAUUUAAUUUUAAUUUAAUCUUGAUUCUUAUAUGUGAGUAAGCUUCAUUGAAUUCAGUAGUAGUAAUUAUUAUUAUUAUUAUUAUUUAUUAUUAUUUAUACCCAGCCCAUCUGACUGGGUUUCCCCAGCCGCUCUGGGCGGCUCCCAACAGAAUAUUAACCAGAGUAAAACAUCAGGCGUUAAAAGCUUCCCUACACAGGGCUGUCUUCAGAUGUCUUCUAACAAUCAGAUAGUUGUUUAUUUCCUUGACAUCUGAUGGGAGGGCGUUCCACAGGGCGGGCACCACCACUGAGAAGGCUAUCUGCCUGGUUUUGUCUUCUGAGUAAACAUAUAGGAAUUGAGCUGUAAGCGUGCUUAAAUUUGCAGCCUUACAUCUCAUGUGCAGUUGAGUUCAGUGGGACUUACUCCCAAGUAAAUGUGUGUAGGACAGCAGUCUUACUCAUCCAGCUGAUCCUUUAGUUGGAUGAAGCUAGUUUAAGUAGUCAGCAGGUUUAAUGUACAUAUUCUCCCCUGAGUCAUUUUCUGAUCCAUUCUAUACUUAAUUGGCAAGUAAGUUGCAAAACCACCUUAUUACUUUGUAACAAGUUGAAUGAAGAGGAGGAAGUAGAAUGUAAUAAUGCAUCAUUGCCUGAUUAGACAACUGUGAUUUUAACCUUUAACAUACAUUUCUAACUGAGGGUGGGGACAGUAUUUUGUCAGCUUUUUGUUGUUAAAGAUUAUGAGUAGAAUUUUGCAUCUCAUCUUUGCUUCUUAGCUAGCACUAUGCUAUUUUGGGCCAGAUUCAACUAAGUGGAUGCAUUAGCGGGAGCUAGCACAAGGGCUUCCACUAGUGCAAUGGGACUUUCUCUCCUAUCCAGCUGGGGGUCAAGAGAACCCCCAGAACAGUGGGGAGGGGAGUUUGUUCUGUAGAAAUGCUUGCACUGAUGGAAUGUUUGUGCUAGUGUGACACUGAAUUCCUCCCUUUGUUUAGACUGGUUUUAUCAAAUUAGUGAUAAACCAUAGGAUUGAAUAUUUGAACUUGUUCAAGAGUAUUCUAAACGUUGAGCUAGUGUGGUGUAGAACAUAGAUACUAUUCAUAAUUCUUAAAAUAUUAAUUCUUGCAUUAUUCUCUUUUUUCGUGGCUGCAUAACUCUCAUUGUCUUCAGAUAAACAAAUAUAUUGGUAAUUAAUUGGACGUGAAUGUUGGUGACUGCCUUAAAGGUACAAAGUCACUAGUACAUUGCCAGCUGGCUCUGCACAGCUGAUUUUACUUGGCCAUGUUAGCAGAUCACAGACUAAAUCUGUAUUAUAAUGCAUAAAGGCAGGUAGCGGCGGCAUUGCAAACUCUGGUACUGCUUUCUGAGCAGUGAGGCCACAGAAGUUGACUGCUGUUGGUCUUAAAACCAAAGGCAAGGUGGUUCUUUUAAAAUGAGAUUCAGAAGCAAUACAAAAAACACAAGUGAAUGAGAAGGUUACAGAUUUUAUUCUCAAACAGCAAGCAAUGUAUAUAUACCAAGCAAGCACUUCAAUCUGCCAUUUAGAAGCCCUCAGGAAGUGGCAAAGCGACUCCCCCAGGUAGCCUCACUUUGCACAGCCCUGCAGCCGAUCAGGAGCUUCAAAGAAACUCUGCCGAAACCAUAGAUAGCAGGUGUGGCUUGCCAGACUGGCUAUGUGCAGAUCAUCCAUUAGCCACCCCCUCCCAGUGCUUCACCUUCUCAAAACAAUGUCCAAUGUCAAAUAAGGUUCCCAGCACUGUCCUUCCAACUGAUGAAGGGUGCUUUGGGGGGGGCUUCACCUCCUCCCAACUUUCUCAGGCCAUUAAAGACCGGUCUCACAUCAUCAAAAAACUUAACAAAAGCAAGGGAGGGGGAAGGAACAGAUCACUAACUCCUUGAUACAUUUUUGUCUUCUGGAUGCAUUUCCCAUACAAGGAGACCUUAAGAACAGGGAGUUGUGGACUGGGAUUGCUCAAGUAGGUGAGCAGAGUUGAUAAUGGACUAGAAAGAGGAGCUGGAAGGAAUCAGUUUUUUUGCUGUCCAGUGGAGAGUGGGAGGCUACAGAGAUAAGUGUGGGACAUGAGAGUGCUCUGGAUCAGUUGGCGCUGUGUGUGGAUGGCUGAGGUAGAGAAAGAUGGUCUUUGCAGAGAUGUUGGACUAAAUAUGUGCCUCUGUCAUAGAGACACAUAUUCUCUACUUAUUUCAUUGCCAUCAACAAUUUUAAAAAUCUGUUCAGUGGUCUACAUUAAUUCAUAAGUAUAUUCAUUUUGUUUGUAGAACUGCAUCAGCUUACCACAAGACAAAGAACAUGUUGGAUUAUGGAUAGUCUCAUUUCACUUGAGCAUCCUAAUUGUAGAAUUGAGUUUGAUUCACUUUGCAUCAUGACAUACCACUUAUACUUGAUCCUGGCAGGUCAAGUUUUCUCUAUAAUCUCUGGCUGUAAUUCAGCAAAGUGGUUCUAUAUAAAAAAGUAUUUAUAGUAUCUUACCUGCUGUGGAAGACUGUGCAGAUCUUGUUCUCUAGUCACUAUAGUUGUGUUGAAGGAAGUCUAAAUGUUUUCAGUGGAAGUUGUCUUUCAUGGAGCUUUAAGAUUUUCAAAAAUCUAUUUCCCCCUAGUACAAGUACAGAGACUUGACUGUUCAGGAAACUGUCAGUGUUAUUACCCAGUACAAAGACCUCAAGCCUGUAAUGGAUGGAUAUGGUGAGUAUGUUUUUCUUUUUUGUGUAGUAUUUUUGUUAGCUAGUCUAUGUCAGUGUCCUAUCAGUAUAUCAUAUUUUGUGUAAGAAAUUUUAUGACAAAGAAGAAAUGAGGUAACUUAUUAGAACAGGGUAGCUAACCUGGUGUUCCCCAGAUCUUGUUAGACUGCAGUCAGCCUUAGCUAGCAAACCCAGUAGUCAGAGAAGAUUUCAAUGAUAGUUAAGCAAGAUAUGGAGGACCAAAGGUUAGUCACCCCUGUACUGUGCUAAUUAUUUGAGACAUGCUUUUUGGCAAAAUGGUAAUAGGGAAACCUUUUUCCCCUAAGCCAAUGAUCAGGGAUGAUGGGAUUGUAGUCCAGCAAUGUCUGGAGUCCCACAGCCACCCCCCACUUGACUUGGAAAUAGUAUUGCUCAUUUUUAGGCUUUGCUUUGAAGGCUGACAACUACAAUAGCAAUUUUAUGGCAGCUUUAUUUUUCAUAGAUGCAAGAAUUAUAUGGAACAAAUCUGCCUGUCAUACAAUAAUUUGCUAGCCAUUUCUUAUUGUGUGGUGUUAUUAGUUCAUUUUCAUAGAAGAUGCUUGCUUGUAUAUAGAGAGGUAUUUGAUGAAAAGUUGUCUCUGAGAUUAUAUAUCUAUUUUGUCAAGCAUGCACACAAUUUUUGUUAUCUGUCUAUAAAAUGAACAGGUUGCAUAAGGCUUUUUUUUGCUUUUCAGUUUUUAAUGAUGGUUCAUCAAGAGAACUGAUGAGCCUCACAGGAACCAUUCCUGUAAAUUACAAAGGUAUGUAUUUGUCUUGGGUAGAUUGCCAGUACAUUACUUGAAAGCUUACAUCAUUUACUUUGAUCAGCUUGGUCACGAACUUGUUCUGAAUGCUUUGUUCUUAGUUUUGGACCUUUGUAUAACUGUUUUGUGUUGCCACAUACAGGAGAUUUUCCUAUUCUUUGUGCAGUGUCCAACAAAGUUUUUUCAUUAGCACAAUGUGUGCAAUGGAAUUUCCCCCGCCCUGCAUGUACCCUGGGAGAAGGGCUCAAGGAGACUUCCAGAACAGUGGGCUAGAGGGCAGUCUGCUUCUGUUAGUGGAGGUUAGAAGGCCUUUCAUCACUACAAGGGCAGCAUUUGUAAUCAUUCCUAUUUCACAGCAUUAAAAUAUAUUGUCAGGAGGAGAAAAUAAUAAUGCAUUCAUCUUUUUUUUUAAAUAACUUCUUCAGGUAACACAUACAAUAUCCCAAUAUGUCUGUGGCUGUUGGAUACAUAUCCAUAUAAUCCACCAAUCUGUUUUGUUAAGCCAACUAGUUCAAUGACAAUUAAAACUGGGAAGCACGUGGAUGCAAAUGGCAAGAUAUACCUUCCAUAUCUACAUGAAUGGAAACAUGUAAGUACAAUUAUAAAAUUCUUAACCAUUAGCCCUAAAUUAUUUCACCAUUUAAGUAGCAGUUUUGUUGAAUAUUCUGCUUUUUCCUUUGGUCAUUUGUUAUAGCAGAAGGAUGUGGCAUUGGGAAACUGGGGUCUCUAUUGAGUAAAAGCUUAGCACUCUUACAUAGUACUAAUUGUGUUACUGCUUUUGUCAUAUUUGAUCUCCAUUCAUGAGAUCCGCAAUUGGAAUGUGGCCUGCCAUAAAAUGUCUAAUUGCUGCUGAUAAUUAAUACAGUGGUGCCUCGCAAGACGAAAUUAAUCCGUUCCGCAAGUGUCUUCGUCUAGCGGUUUAUUCGUCUUGCGAAGCAACCCUAUUAGCGUCUUAGUGGAUUAGCGCUAUUAGCGGUUUAGCGGCUAUUAAAGGCUUAUCGGCUUAGCGGAUUAGCUGCUAAAAGGCUAUUAAAGGCUUAGCGGCUUAGAUAAAGGGGGGGAAAAGCGAAAAAAUCUCAAGACUCGCAAGACAUUUUCGUCUUGCGAAGCAAGCCCAUAGGGAAAUUCGUCCUGUGAAGCAACUCAAAAACGGAAAACCCUUUCGUCUAGCGGGUUUUCCGUCUUGCGAGGCAUUCGUCUUGCAGGGCACCACUGUAUGGGGUUAGGGUUCAUAUUCUCAUCAGUACUUUCUCAGUGAUAUGCUACACUUUAAUUUUUAUCAGAUAGUGAUUGCACCUGAAUUGGAAUAUACUUGACCAAAACCUACAAAUAGAGUAACCAAAUGACCACCUAUAACAGACAAGGUGAUGGAUGCAAUGUCAUUGUUAAUCUUUGUGGGAUUAAAAAAGCAAAGAGAUUUUUAUAUGCUUUCCCCUUAGCCACAAUCAGAUUUGAUUGGCUUGAUUCAAGUGAUGAUUGUGGUGUUUGGAGAAGAACCUCCAGUCUUCUCUCGGCCUACCAUUUCAGCAGCCUACCCACCUUACCAGGCAACAGGACCACCAAACUGUAAGUACCUUGUACCCCAUAUACUUGCAAAUUGCAAUGAAAACAAGUAGAAUAAUGGCAUGGUGUAUUGUUGAAAGGAUCUAGUUAAUGUAGUAUUGGUUUCUAAAUAUGUAGUUAUGUUGUUUGUUAAAACAUAAAGUAUUCCUUCUGCCAAUUGCCCAGUCCAGAGCACAAGUUGUAUAGCCAAUAUUCAUUCUGUGUAAUCUUUUUCAGCAGCUCUGAGUUUGGUUUAUUUAAAUGCAGAGAAUUAGGCUAGAUAUUUUGAGCAUGCUGCCUAAUAACUGUUUUGAUUAUAAAUAAAUUUCUAUGAAAGAUGUUCAGUUUUUUAGCACCCACACUACAAACUCAACAAUGUUGCUACAAUUCAUUUGAUCCUUGAUCUAUUUUCAAACAUUAUUUAUGCUAAUAUUUUGCAAUUAUCAGUACAGUACCUUCAUAUGUCAUUGUUUCUGAAACUUACUUAUUUUGUAAUGCUAGCAGAGUUAUAUUGGCAUCCUUUAUACUAAUUUUCUUUUAAUUGCAAAUCAAAUUAAAAACUCGCUUUGGUAUCUAAUUUUUGGGUAUCUAAUAAUGACACUUUUAUGUUCCAUUGCUCUCAAAUUCUGAGAAAAAGAUGUUCCUACAACUGUUAAUUAUUUUGCAAGAAUUUACUGUGCUAUUUUAUAAGAUGUGUAGGGCAUAUAUUUGAAAUGUAUACUUAUACCAGUUUGAAAACAGGGAUUAUUGUAGGGAAAUUCGUUUUAUAGAACAAAAACCUGUCAUUGUUAGAUGUACCAAUGCUGAACACUCAAGGAAAUUUGCUUUCUUUUCUGCCAUUUUAGCAUUGCAAAAAGCUUUCUCAUUGUACAGUACUUUUUACCACCAGAGAAUAUCAUCUCUGCCAGUAGGUGUCAGCCAAAUAUAGAAUAGCCAGGAGUUUGACUUCAGAACUAGUAAAGCUAUAUAUUGCCAGCUUGAAAGUAACACUAAUGUUUUGACACCAUCACUUUAAAAAUCAUAGGUAGCUGUCCUGGUCUUCAGUGGGGGUGUGGGGUGGGGGUGUGCAAAACCACAGUUUUGGGAACCACAGUUGGGAAAUAGCUUCAUUAGGACCCUUGGAAAUGUAAUUUUAGUAGUGAGCAAAUUUUCAGGUUCUCCAGAACUCUUCAUUGCACUGAAUGUAGAGUUGGUGCAGUGAGAGAUAUAACAUAACAUAAUGGGGAAAGCCCCAAAGUGCAGUCUCAAUUGUCUUAAAUUGGAGUGUGGGAUGUGUUACGUAUACUUAACAAAUGCAAGACACACAUCACAUCUAAUUCAUUGAUUUCUUCCUCGUGUCCCAUCUUGGACCACUCCAGAAACUCCCUCAAAUUUCAGGUGAUUUUUGGAAGGGGCGUAGUGAGCAGCAGUGGGGAGGAGGGGGCAAGUGGACCUUUUCCCUCACAAUUCUGGAACCAACUCUACAGAUCCAGCUCUUAGUAUGAGCAUUUUAAUCUUUAUUAUUAGAUUAAUUGCUUCAUUUUAAUAAUGGCUUGUUUGUAAGGACUCCCUGGUUAUAUAGGACUGGAUUCAAUUAAAGUACUAAACAGUUGUACUAGCAGGAGCCAGUGGAAGGACUCCCAGUAGCACGGUGGGGUCUCCCCACACUAUCCGCUUUGGGAGGAAAAAACCCCAGACUGCAGGAGGAGAAGAGGGGAGAUUGUUCUGUCAAGCAAGCAAAAACAUUUGCACCAAGGGAACAGUUGAAAUAAUGUGAUGUUGAAUUCCACCUAUGGAUCUGAAUAUGUGUAAGGAAAAAAUGGGAUAAAUGAACACUCUGAAUUGGCUUAUGCAGCAAGAGUAAAGUAACUGAAAUGCAUAAUAAGUGCAAGCACAACAGGGAAGACUAGGAACAGGAAUGGUUUCCUGGGCUGCUGUUUGCUUAUUCUGAAGGUGGGGCAGGGGUCAAGAAGACUUUUUUGUCUUUUCUUUCCUUCUGCAUUUUCUUCAUUUGGGCUAUUAAAAAAUAACUUUUACAACUGUAGAAAUUACAAAUGGGCUGCAUCAAUACUUGUCAUUCUAUUAAUAAAACAGCUGCUUCUGUUCCACAAAGGGACUGAGGUUCAGUGGAGACUUGGGGAAGUGAUUAUUGCCUCUUGUCUCAGCACCAACUUCCAUGGUCUUCCAUAGAAUACCCCCUCCCCCUGUCCUCCAGAACAACUUUCAGGGGUCAGAAAUAGCAGGAAGGAAUAGGUAAGCAUUGCCUCUUCCAUUUCCCCCAGAAGGUUUCUGCUCACAGGAAGUUUGGAUCUAAUCUAGUUGGAUGUAUUCAACUAAGUUCUACUCAACCCAUUGAAAGAAAUAGACCUAAGUUCAUUAUUUCCAUUCAUUUGGUAGAUCUACCUUGAGUAGAGGCAACCCAAUUACUUAUUUGUUAAGAUAAUUUUAUAUAAUUGAACAACACUAUCCUAAAUUGUUAAAAUGUUUGAAAUUGUUGUUGUGCACAGCUUCCUAUAUGCCAGGAAUGCCAAGUGGAAUGCCUCAUUUCCCUCCUGGACCACCACCUAACCCAAGGUAAGCUAUAGUUUGCUGAAUCUGCUGAUCCAAUAGACUACACUGGCAAUAUUGGACAAUGUGAUGUUGUGCCCAUUUCUGAAAUUGAGAGUGAUGGACUUUAAAAGCAUUAGAUUUGUAUUCCAUUCAUCUUGAGUUCAGUUUUGUCUGGGUGUUGAGUCAGGGUCUUUUAUAUGUUGUUAUUUAAAUACAGUAAUCAAAAACCCUGGUUGCAUUUAAGGCCCCUUCAUUUGGGUAAAGCAGUGAUUAAGUGUAUAGUGAGCAAAAUUGGUGUCAUUGUAAACCUAUACUUCUAAAAUGACUCACAUUCUUGCCUUUUUAUAAAACUUUUCAGCUUGCUUCCUGCAUUCUUAACAUUAUUUGGCUGCAUCCUCUCCUGAUGAGAGCCCUUUUAUAUAUAAAAAAUCUAGGCUUCCCAUGUUCAAAGAACACAUGUAGGGGGGUGCACAGCUAUGCAUGUUUUUUUUUCUGUCUCUGAUGUCUCUGUUCCCUCCAGCUCAUCCCCCAGACCUUUGUGCACUGGGCAGAAGAUCUGUUGGGAGAAUGUGUGUAAGUUCAGCUUAAUGCACACAGGCUCCUCCACAAAAUUUACAUCUAUACAUCCACAGAACUCCUAGUUACAUGGAGGAGCCUGUGUACCUUUUGCUGAAUGUGUGUAAGUUUCCCCUUCAGACUUUCUGCCCAAUAUGUAUAAGUCUGAGGGUGAAGCCAGCAAUAGACAGUGUGGGCAGUGGUGGUGGAGCAACUCCAAAACAGACCCAGGAUUAGAACCCAACGUACUGGAGCAACUGCUGCACGUGUUCUGGCAGGGCCCCAUUGGAGCUGAUGCCAGUCUUGCUAUCACCCCCAUUGACACCUUGCCUGGCAUUUCCACCACCAUUGGGGUCUCUGUCCAAUGCUGUUACCACCACCAAUCACUACCCUCCACCAGCAGGUGCCAUUUUCAUAUGGGAGCCAAGCUACCACUCAAACUCCAGUCCGUGGUGGGUGGCCACUAUCUCAGGACCCCCAAAAUGCAGUGCUCACAAACGGGCAUUGCAUUUGGAGUCUCUGAGAUGGCAGCCAUCUGCUGCUGAAGAUCAGAGCUGAGUAGUAGCCUGUUUUCCAUCAAAAACACCGCUGCCAUCUGCUGGAUAAGCACAACCAGAGGGAGUGAGAAAUGACUGGUGGCAGCAGAAUUGGUGGGCAGAGUGCCCAAGGGAAGACACAUUGUUGGGCAGGGGAACUGAGAGAGGCCCAGUCUGAGAGUCUACUAAAAUCUAACACCAACCUCGAUAUAAUACACUGCUACCUUAUGCACAUGUUCUUUUAAUGUAUGGAGACAGAAGAGGGCUGAGGACUGCUUUGUUUCUACACAUCGGCUCAUUUUCUCCCUUUAGUUGUUGGCUAGUGUUAGUACAAUGAAUUAAACAGUUAGGCUUGUUCACAAUAGACACAGUUCUGAGUGUAGAAAUCCCACACAUAUCCUGUGGUAUUAUUGUCUCUAGUUUCCUACUAUUGAUGGCUUAUUAGUUCUGCCAUCACUAUAUGGAUUAUAUAACUUAUUCUGAAAAUGGAGUGCAUGGCACCAACUGAGUGGAAAUAGAGGGCACUAACUUUUGAGGAAAGUAACGUAGCAUGCAGAAACUCUAAAAUGUGUACAUGCUCUGUCAGUUGGAGAAGCCUGCUCAAUCUCCCCUCUGUAAUUGAAACCACCAAGGCAACAUAGACCUUUUCAAAUGAAAAUAAUGCAACAAAGUACAAACCUGCUAACUGCUAGCAGAAUGAACGAUGAAUAAUUAGACUGAGUGCCUCUACCUGUCUUCAGCUUUAAUCCACAAAUGUGAAGAAACUUUGAUCAGGGAACUUGAAAUUUAUUUAUACAUAUUUGAAUAACAUUGAUUAAAACAUUGAUACCUCUGAAACCUAUGGAUGACAACAAAUUUCUCAUAGUCUUGAAUAUUACUCUGACUGUUUAUAUCUGCAUAAGUGGCUCUUUUUAAAAUUCUGUUUGUCUAUUAUAAAUUGUUUAAAUGUAAAAAAAAUAUUUUGUUUUUGUUUAUGAAUGGAGAUAUUAACUAAAGAAUGCAUAACACUAUGUCUUUCUCCCCCUCCCCUUUCGAGUGGUUACCCAAGCUAUCCUUACCCUCCCCCUAGCGGAUCAUUUCCACCAACAACUAGCACACAACACUACCCUUCUCAGCCUCCUGUAACUACUGUGGGUGAGUAGCUUUGAAAGUGUCUUUUUCCGAAUGUAAUGAGAUUGCUCAUUCUAAAUAUGCAGCAUAAAGCAAAUCCAAAUACACCUAUUUCUGAGAUGGGCAUUAAGUGCCUCGUGGCAAAAACAUCAGUUACAUUACACUUUAACCAUGCUGGAUGUUCAUUUUUUUCUCCUUUGUUUGAUUUAUGGAACAAUCAUUAACUGUUUUCACUGUUCAACAAACUUCAUUUUUAUUGAACUGUUUUAUGUAAUGAAGUCCACAUGUAUUUGAAAAUAUUAUGUUUGCAGGUCCAAGAUAAAUUAAAGCCCAAAGGCUUCUUCUUUUUUAAGCAUACAUAUUUAUUAUGUUCUUAUUAACUGGGGGAAUGAUCUUGUAGCUAUGAACUUUUCAAUGAUGAGAAAGGGGUGGGUUUCAUUUGAUCACACCACUGAAUGUACCAGGAACUUGAACAGCAGCAUCAUUUGGACACAAGAAUGAAGAGGCAUGUAGCCAGUGUGGAGUAACUGCAGUCCAAGAGGCAGUACUACAGCCUAUUUACAAGCCUUUUGCUAUGUCAGCCAAGGAUGGAGCACAGUACCUAAGGAUGAUGUGAACUGAAGAAACCUUGAUUGCUGUCGGGUCAGUAGCACUGAAAAUACAGUUGAGUUCCGUGCUUAACUGGAAGUGAACCAAGCUAUCCUUGACUCCAUCGUGUUUUCCAGUACUCUCCCAAACUGUGAUUUUCCCCCUACUCUUUUUGUGUGUGAUGCAAGUGUAGAAGUGCCGUUCAUGAAGUAGCCCAGCUACCAUCACCCGAUCUUCAUCUUGUGAAGUUUGUUGAUCUGUAAGCUAAAGGUGCCAAUCAACAGCUUUCUUCUGUUUCACAUUCAGUGUAAUUCUUGGGUGCUGAAAUGCUUGCUCACCUGUGUUACUACUUAGCCUAGAACUACCAGACCUGUUCAGGAGAGAAGUCCUAAGAAUCUGAAAGUAUUGUUGCCUCUAGUGAUAAGCAAAAACUUGAAAACCCUCAAAAGAGUAUGAUUUAGAAAGCACUUUAUUAUUUAGCACAAAGACUGCAAGAUCCCUGGCCUCAUCAUCAUCCACUAUUUUCUUGUCCAAUGUCACAUAGAAUAUAUUUGAACUCCAAAAAUUAUCAUCACUUUUGUUGAGCUAUUACUAUUAUCGUUAUUGUUAUUUUACAGGUCUAUGGACUGCUUCAGAGCCAUAUGCUAUUGAAGCUAUGUACAAUAAGAUCAAAUACAAAAGAUGCAAACUCUAAAAACAAUAAAACCAUUUUUACAAUUAUAAAAUUGACUGGAUUGCAUGUCAGGAAAAGACUUCAUAAACAAAAACAAGUUGAAAAUUGAACGGAGAAUGUAAAAAUGAUAAUUUUCUGUAGUUUAAUACUGGAGGUCUACAUUGUUUAGAAGAGAUCAAAUUAUUAUUCUUUCAGGGCAGUAAUAGAAAAUCUAUCCCUAGUGCAAGCUUUCUAGAGUUUUGUUCAGAAAAUGAAUUUUUAAAAAUGGAGGUGUAAUGUGGCAACAAAAAUUAAUCCUGUCAGGCAAAGUGUGGAAAUGGUUACAUAAAUUUCUACAUAAGAUUUAAUAGAGAAGUAUAACUCUGCUCCCUGGGCUUUCUUAACAGUUGAAGCUUUCUCUUCUGCUUGAAAGGUAUGGACUUCUGCUCCUGACCUUUUGUUAAUUUUGGAAAAAAAUCUGGAAGAACUUCAUUCUGAGUAGAGCACAUCUAUCAAACCUAUAUACUUUAUCAAGAUCUAAAUGGAUUGUUAGCAACUUUAUUUAGAAAAGAUAUUUUCACUUGCUCUUGUAAGAUUGAUCAAAAGGGUACAUGAGCAUGCAUUCCUUUCCAUUGAUCUUAUAACUUGCAUACAGGCAUUUUUACCUGUAAACUUUACACACCAAUCUUCAAAUAAAGAGUUGACUUUAUGGAUUAUUAUGCCAUGUAUUUUAAGAUAGAGGUGUCUCAUGUUUUGAUUUUUACAUGGAAUAAUUCAGACAACACUGAAUAAAGUUUUCAGGAGGUGCUUGGGCCACAAAAUUUAUGAAGCAUUAAUGUAUGUUUGUUCUCUUAAUAGCAGAUGGCAGAAGAAAGCAGAAACAGGUAUGGAUAUGUGGUCAUUCUUACGUUUUCUGGGCAGAAAAAAGAGCACUUGAAAGAAGCUUUGGCCCACAGUUGGGCAUUCGACUGGAGGAUGCCAAACUACAUUGGCUAGGAAAGAGUGGCAUGACGUGGGAUCAGUUGAUACCCAGCCUAUUGCACACACGGCGGCGUCUAACAGAUCCUGAUAUAUUGGUGGUCCAUCUAGGAGGAAAUGACCUUGGGACAUACGCAGAUUAUGAUAUCAUAAGACAAAUGAAGAAAGAUAUAAUACAUAUUAAGAUAACAUUCAAGAACAGCAUCCUUGUCUGGUCUAAUAUUGUACCCCGCAAAGCAUGGAGCCAAGAUAUGUCCCAUGAAUUCAUGGAGAAAAGCAGGAAGCGAGUAAAUCGGGAAAUCGGCAGUUUUAUGGAACGUAUUGGAGGGAUUAUAAUCAAACACGAUUCACUUGUCCCAGAGUCUCCAGGAUUGUUCCAUCUAGAUGGUGUUCUCUUGUCUGCAAGUGGCACAGAUGUCUUCAACCUGGAUUUAUUAAGUGUUUUGGAGACUCUGAUCUAA
Molecule: messenger RNA, 13792 nt
Organism: Podarcis lilfordi (Lilford's wall lizard)
Lineage: Eukaryota; Metazoa; Chordata; Lepidosauria; Squamata; Lacertidae
Source: the annotation of a GenBank genome assembly